CGCCCCGCCGUCCGGUGGGGGCCCGUCUUGCCCCGGUUCGUGGCCCAACUUCGCCGUCAUCUGCUCCUUCCUGGAACGGUACGGCGCUCUUCUCGACCUGCCCGAGCUGCCCUUCCCGGAGCUGGAGCGAGUCUUGCAGCCGCCGCAGGAGCCCGAAGAGCAGGUUCCAAGAGAACUGGUGGAACUUCAUCUGAAGCUGAUGAGGAAGAUUGGGAAGUCUGUCACAGCAGACCGAUGGGAAAAAUACUUGAUCAAGAUGUGUCAAGAAUUCAACAGCACCUGGGCAUGGGAAAUGGAGAAAAAAGGGUACCGUGAAAUGAGCACUGAAUGCAAGCUGGGAAUACUGAAGUACCUUUGCGAAUGCCAGUUCGACGACAAUCUAAAAUUUAAGAACAUCAUUAAUGAGGAAGAUGCUGAUGCAAUGCGCCUCCAGCCGCUGGGCAGAGAUAAAGAUGGCCUGACCUACUGGUACCAGUUGGACCAAGAACAUAAUGUUCGGAUGUAUGUGGAAGAGCAGGAUGAUCAGGAUGGGUCUUCGUGGAAGUGCAUUGUCAGAAGCCGAAAUGAGCUGGCUGAAACCCUUGAACUCCUGAAAGCACAAAUUGAUCCUGCAUUACUCAAAAAACAGCAACAGGAUGGUUCGUCGCAGGAAAGCCCCAGCACUGGAGAUGAUGUUGCCAAAAACGAGGAAAUGGCAGUGACCCAAGAAAAAACAGAAAGUGAAUUAAAGGUGAAGGAAGAAAAGGAGGAGACUAAAGAGGAGCCGUCGAAGCGAUUGGAAAACCUUCCUUCUCUUACAAUCCCGGAGGAGGAAAACAGGAUAAAAUUAGAAAGAGUGGAAGAGAGAGAAAUCAUAAAACUGCCUGUUAUAGUGAAAUUAGAAAAAAGUUUGGAAAACAAUGGGGAAGCGCAGAUUACCAAAGAAGAAAAUGACUCUUUUAAGGAAAACGUGAAGCCUGUUAAAGUGGAUGUGAAGGAGAAUAAGCUAGAGCCAAAAGACUUGAAAGAUGUAAAUAGCAACGCAGAGAAAACUGUUCAUGAGCCCGAGAGGAUAGAUUUCUGUGUCAGUGUCAAAACUCCCCAGGAAGUGGUGGACAGAACAGCAGAAGAGAGUGAAAAACUGAAAAAUGAUCAACAGGCAAAAAUUCCACUGAAAAAACGGGAGAUCAAGUUGACGGAUGAUUACGACAGUCCGCUCAAAGGACCCCUACGGAAGUGUGUUACCCCAACCAAGGAUGUUUUGAAGGAAGAAGGGAAACCAGAGGAAGAGACAUUUAAGAGAGUUCCUACAAUUACUGAUGGGAAAUUCCUUGUUAACGGGGAGCUUGGUAGUGAGAAAAUAAUUCCAAAUAACAAGUUAGAACAUUCCCCCAGUCCCAAGGAAGACACCGCCAGCCUUCCUAGAGAGAAAAAUGGAGUGAGUGGGCAGAAAACAUCAGAGACUGUUAGCACAAUCAUAAGGUCCAGUGAUGUUGAGAAACACAUUUUGCAUGCAGGGAAGGAGGUGGCUGGUGUGAUCGCCGAGGUUCCUCAUCCGAAAGUGCCUUUAAAAGGAGACAUUGAUUCUAAGCAAAAGGGGAACUUGCUUGAGAAAGAGCAUUCAGAGGGGACUGUACAGACAGUGUCAAAAACAGAAGGUUGCCUCAAUAAACCCGAAGAAUCCAGUAGAAAAGAUGACAGCCUGCCAACUUCCAAGGAGUAUCUAGAUAAACCCUUUAAGGAAUCUUCCCCAAAGGGACUGCUAACUCCAACAGACGAGGAAGGCUUGGAAAAUAAAAAUCAGCCAAUAGAGAAGCUGGGUGUGCCAAGAGCAGAGGCAACUCCAUCCCCUGCUCCUGUCGUCCCCUCUGAGGAACCUUUGACGGCAAAAGCAGAGUCCGACCCUCAAAGCACACUCCCCGACAAAAUCAAAAGGCAGGAGGAACGGGUCUCUGAUACUCUGAAGGACGCUGAAGCUGAAGAGAAAGAGACACCCAAAGCAGGCAGCCUCCAAAAUUCUGUCGAGGAAACCGCAGAGACUAAGAAAGAGCCUGUGAAAAGCAAGUGUAAAUACAAGUUGGUUCCUGAAGAGGAAAGCUCUCUAACAGAGAAUCGGGAAAUCACCUCCGAAAGGCAGAAAGAGGGGAUCAAGCUGACAAUCAGAAUAUCAAGUAGAAAGAAAACGGAGCCCUCUCCAAAGCCCCCGAAUGCAGCAGGUGAGAAGGAGGAAGAGGCGGCCAACGUUGGUCGGGUUCUAAGGCGGUCGCCCCGGAUAUCUAAGCCUACUCCUAAGGUCGUCGAGACCCGGGAUCAGAAGCCUGAGAAAAAACGCGAAGAGGAGGAGAAGCCAGCAGCAGCCCAAAAGCAGGAGAAAAAAGAGGACUCGAAGAAGCAAGACAGGGAGAUGAAUUCUAAGUCAAGCAAGGCUUCACAACGAAGUAAAGUUCGGUGGGCUGGAACUCGAACUCGUGGCAGGUGGAAAUAUUCAAGCAACGAGGAAAGUGAGGCUUCAGAGAAUGAAGAAGGCUCUGAGGAGGAGGAGGAAGAGGAGGAAGAGGAAGAGGAGGAGGAGGAGGAAGAACCUGCACCUGCUGAUGAUGAUGAGCCGUGCAAGAAGUGUGGCUUGCCUAAUCAUCCAGAGCUAAUUCUCUUGUGUGACUCCUGUGACAGUGGAUACCACACAGCAUGUCUCCGGCCCCCUCUGAUGAUCAUUCCUGAUGGAGAAUGGUUUUGCCCACCUUGCCAGCACAAGUUACUUUGUGAGAAGUUAGAAGAGCAGUUGCAGGACCUGGACGUUGUCUUGAAAAAGAAAGAGCGUGCAGAGCGGAGGAAGGAACGCCUGGUCUAUGUGGGCAUCAGCAUUGAGAACAUCAUACCUCCACGAGAGCCUGAAAUACCCGAAGGCAUAGAAGAAAAGAAGAAAGAUUCCAAAAAAUCCAAGGCAAAGCUGCUUGAAAGGAGGUCAACGAGGCAACGGAAGUGUAUCAGCUAUAGAUUUGAUGAAUUUGAUGAAGCUAUUGACGAAGCCAUUGAGGAUGACAUCAAGGAGGCUGAUGGAGGAGGUGGCGGAAGAGGAAAAGACAUGUCCAACAUCACCGGGCAUCGUGGCAAGGAUAUUUCCACCAUCCUGGAGGAAGAAAGGAAGGAGAACAAGCGGCCCUCCUCCAGGGCAACGGCGGCUCGCCGCAAGAAACGCCGGCGGCUGAAUGACCUGGACAGCGACAGCAACUUGGAUGAAGAAGAAAGUGAGGAUGAGUUCAGGAUCAGUGACGGAUCUCAGGAUGAAUUUGUCGUGUCUGAUGACAACCUAGAGGAAAGUGAAGAGGACCAGCCCUCGAAUGACGACAGCGAUGCCGACUUUUCCAGGCGCCGUCGGCCCAGGCGGCACCAUCCCAGGCCCAUGAGGCAAAGCCGGCGGCUACGGAGAAAAACGGCCAAAAAAAGGUACUCAGAAGACGACGAAGACGAGGACUCUGAGGAUAACGUAAGCGCCGACUCCGAAAGUGAUGUGUCAUCAGAUUACAGUGAUGAAGAUUACCUGGAAACGAGGCGGAGAAGAUCUCGGCGGAAUCAGAAGAGGCAAGUCAACUAUAAGGAAGAUUCCGAAAGCGAGGGCUCUCAGAAGAGCUUCCGAUACGGAAAGGAGCUGAGAAGAGUUCACAAGCGCCGGCUCUCCAGUUCGGACAGCGAAGAGAGCUAUGUGGCUAAGAACUCGGACGACGACGCAUCGACCAGGCUGUCGAAGAGAUCCGUGCGAAAGCGCAGCCACAGCACAGACGAGUACUCGGAAGACGGCGACGAGGAAGGGCGGCCCAUCCGGAAGCGUCUGAAUCGGAUCGAGACGGAUGACGAAGACAACAGCGGCAGCAACGUCAACGACGAGACCAGCCGGCCGGUGCCCGCCGCCAAGCCCGCGAUCCCUCCUGUUCCCCAGGACCUCCCCAAGAAAGCCUGCUACCGGAUAGAAAGCGAUGAGGAGGAUGACUUUGAUAAUGUGGGAAAGGUAGAAAGCCCGUUGGACUACAGCCUGGUGGAUUUGCCCUCCACCAACGGGCAGAGCCCCGGGAAGACAAUCGAGAACUUGAUUGGCAAACCGGCCGAGAAGAUUCCCACCCCCAAGGACAGCACAGCCAAUGCCAGCUUGGCGCCCAACGGGACAGGUGGGGGCCAGGAGGCAGGAGGCCCCGAGGAAGACGAGGACGAACUCUUGCGAGUGACUGACCUUGUGGAUUACGUCUGUAACAGUGAACAGUUAUAAGACUUCCGUUUUUGUGCUAAUUUAUUCCACGGUAGCUCAUACCAGCGGGCCAGUUAUUAAAAGGUGUUUUAUUUUUCCUAGAAAACUCUCCACUACAGUAUCACUUUUUAGCAGUCAGAAUUUCACCAGUCCUGCAGUUUGGGAUAAUGUUUUUUUUCCCCCUCCUUUUCCCCGUCCCCCCACUCCUGAACAGACCAUGGGAUUUUCUGGAACUUUUUCCCCCCAAGAUAAUUACUGUAAAUUCCAUAUUCUCAUUAUUUUUGCUCUCUGACCACCUACCCCCAACCAACUUCAUCCAGUUCUGCAGUCCGAAGAAAAAAACUUCCAUCUACACACAGACCUUGUAGUAAAUGAGAGAUUUGUAUAUUUUUGACUUUAUAUUUCCUGAGUGCACACAAAUUUGGGGGUGGGGGGGUUAGGAGAGACGGGGUGGCUGAAGGAAAGCAUUCCAGAUCGGUCAGGGCUCAAAAUCUUAACUUGGGGGGUGGGGAAGGGGGCAGGCGUGGGAAAAGGAUAGGGGAUACAAAAGAAUUUUGUGCUCCAGCUUUUUCAUAGGAGAUAUAUAUUAUAUAUAAAUGUUCACAACUUAGAUUACGAUUUAACAUACAAUUUUAAGGAAAGCAAUUAGUAACUUUACUGUUGCAUUUUGUGACUUGUAGGUUUAAUUUACCAUAGAUCCUUUUAGUAAUCGGCUUCUCAAAAAAAAACACAACAACAACAACAGCCGUGGUAGACCCUGAGGAUCGCCACGAUGGACAAAGAGGCAGAAGUGCCACGGACGAAAAGCAAUUUUAUCACCUUUUAAUUUGCCAUUCCCCCAAUAAACAUCUUUUAAACGUG
Pogona vitticeps (central bearded dragon) is the source of this 5077-nucleotide messenger RNA. It is a transcript of the gene RSF1, whose product is annotated as remodeling and spacing factor 1. Gene Ontology annotation, biological process: negative regulation of DNA-templated transcription. Gene Ontology annotation, molecular function: histone binding. Gene Ontology annotation, cellular component: RSF complex. Lineage: Eukaryota; Metazoa; Chordata; Lepidosauria; Squamata; Agamidae. The record is from RefSeq and is a predicted model, not a curated record.